This is a messenger RNA of Ilex paraguariensis (yerba mate), 1417 nucleotides long. NCBI's taxonomy places the organism in Eukaryota, Viridiplantae, Streptophyta, Magnoliopsida, Aquifoliales, Aquifoliaceae. The record is from the annotation of a GenBank genome assembly.
ACUUGUGGAUUCUUUGUUUCUGCUUGUAAACCCCGCAAAAAUGUUCGGUAUAGGUCGGAUUUGGGGUUCAACACAGUCAAACUUUUGAAAGAGGACGUCCAUCAGAGAGUUCCAUACUUUUUUUUGACAAAGCUUGCACAGAAUCAUACGCAUAAAUUCUCAACUUACACGACAAAGGGCAGCUGAAUAGAGGUAAUAUGGAUUUUGAGCUGCCGCUAGAAAAGUUAUCUUUGGGAUCUACAGAGAGGUCUACCGAGGGGAAAAAGUAUGUAGUAUUAGUAUCAACUGGAAGCUUCAAUCCUCCUACAUAUAUGCACUUACGUUGUUUUGAAUUGGCAAGGGAUGCAUUAAACUCUGGAGGGUUUUGCGUUAUUGGAGGUUAUAUGUCACCUGUGAAUGAUGCAUACAAAAAGAAGGGCCUUAUAUCUGCUGAACAUCGUGUUCGAAUGUGCCACCUAGCUUGCAGGAGUUCUAAAUUCGUAAUGGUUGAUCCCUGGGAGGCAAAUCAAAGCUCCUUCCAACGCACAUUGACUGUUUUAUCUAGGAUCAAGAGUUCUUUGUGUGCUAGGGGACUGGUACCCAGUGAAUCCCUAAAAGUGAUGCUUGUCUGUGGUUCUGAUCUUCUAACUUCAUUCGGUGUUCCAGGAGCUUGGAUUCGUGAGCAGGUGAGGACUAUAUGUUCAGACUAUGGUGUGGUUUGUAUCCGCAGAGAUGGCCAAGAUGUUGAGAAAAUCAUCUCUAAUGAUGACAUUUUGAUCGAAUACAAGAGUAACAUCAAAGUUGUGGAUGAACUAGUACCAAAUGGACUCAGUUCGACACGGUUGAGGUAAAUAGUUUCCUGUUGUUUACACUUGGGAGAGGAAAAAGGAUAAAGUUAAGAGGUAAUUUAAUUGAUGAAUCUAACAGGGUUCAUUUCUUAUAUUUUAUGUUUAUCAGGGAUUGCAUAACCAAAGGUUUGUCAGUGAAAUAUUUGACAGUAGAUGAAGUAAUUGAUUACAUUAAACAACGCGAUCUGUACUUGAAUUCCAUGGAACAAUGAUGAUCUCCCGAGUUAUUGUCUUGGUAUUCCAUUUUGAGAUUCCACUUGUAUAUUUUUGAAACUCUACCAAUUUGUUAACCAAUGGCAUGUUUAUAGUAAGAAGAGGAGUUGUAUGAUGAUUAUCAAGUUCUCUUCUGCUCCUUAGGAUUCUAACUUGUCCACAAUGUCUUGUUUUUCCAAAAGAAAAAAAAUGAGCCAGAUUUGCAGUACUAAUAUAGUUUGUUAAAGCCCCGACUUUGCAAGAUCUGUAUCAUGACAUGUCCAUCUUGAUACCCUGAUUUUUGUUGGUUUUCCUCCAUUUUCUUUGUUGCCACCCUUCACUUUUUGAUCUCUUUUAUGUAUAUCCUUUUUUCUUUGACUUCACUACUUUUAUCUGGU